Trichoplusia ni (cabbage looper) is the source of this 1992-nucleotide messenger RNA. Its product is annotated as glucose dehydrogenase [FAD, quinone]-like. The transcript is spliced from 4 exons. NCBI's taxonomy places the organism in Eukaryota, Metazoa, Arthropoda, Insecta, Lepidoptera, Noctuidae. The record is from RefSeq and is a predicted model, not a curated record. Gene Ontology annotation, molecular function: flavin adenine dinucleotide binding; ecdysone oxidase activity. The coding region runs from base 70 to 1953 and encodes 627 amino acids.
AACAUUGGCAGCUCUUCCCCAGCUGUCAGCUUUAUUUGGUUUAGAAGGAGCUAAACUAAAGAGAGCAAGAUGUCGUGGGCCUGUGACCCCGUGUUGACGUCGAACAUCGUGAACAGCUACCAGACAGCUGGUCCGCUGUUCAUGCAGUCACUGCAGACGUUUUUCGCGGCUCAGUGCGCUCUGGUCGGCGACCACAUCUGGCCUGCUGACGCCACCCAGGCUGUGCUCGAUGACCCCAACUACGACUUCGUCGUAGUAGGCGCUGGUUCAGCUGGUGCUACAGUUGCUAAUAGGUUAAGUGAAGUACCAGAAUGGAAAGUUCUGCUCGUAGAAGCUGGCGGCAACCCUACCCUGAAUACCGAGAUCCCCCAUCUGUUCUACAACAACAUGAAGAGUCCUCAAGAUUGGGCCUACAAGACUCAACCUGACAACGCUGCCUGCAGGAGUUACACCGCCAAGGGUUGCGCCUGGCCGCGUGGUAAAGCUCUCGGUGGCAGCAGCAGCAUCAACUUCAUGUUCUACGUCCGAGGAAACAGGGCCGACUUCGAUGAAUGGGCAGCCGACGGCAACUACGGCUGGAGCUACGACGAUGUCUUGCCUUACUUCAGGAAGAGCGAGAAAUUCACUGGCAUCUUCAACGAAGAGAACCAGAAGUACCACAACUACGAAGGCAACCUCAAUGUAGAUGUCGACAAGCAGUCCCAUGACUUCGAGCACAUGAUUAUUAACGCUGCGAUCGAACUUGGAUUAAAGAACUCUACGGACAUCAACGGUGAGAGCCAGAUGGGUGUCAUGACCUCCCAGACCACAACAAAGAAUGGACACAGAUUCAGUACUGCUCGCGCUUUCUUGGCCCCUAUCAAGGACAGGAAGAACUUCCAUGUCAUUAAGCACGCUCAAGGCACUAAGGUAUUGUUUGUUCCCGGAACCAACAAAGUCAGCGGUGUGAUGCUCCACAAGGACGGUAAAGACAUCGUUGUCAAUGUAAGGAAAGAGCUUAUCCUGUCCUCUGGUGCCCUCAACUCGCCACAGAUCCUGAUGCUCUCAGGUAUCGGACCCAAGAAGCACUUAGAAGACCUGAAAAUUGAGGUUAAGGCUGACUUACCUGUUGGAGAGAACUUGCAAGACCACUUAUUCGUUCCCACCUUCUACACCAAGCCUGGUGACAAGAACUACUACUCCAUCUCUACCAUUGCUCAGAACUUCGCUCAGUACAUUAUGGAAGGAACUGGCCCAUUGAUCAAGACCAGCCCCAACCGUGUGAUCAGUUUCAUCAACACCACUGACCCCAACUCAUACGCCUCUGACAUGCAGUUCCACUACUUCGUUCUGCCCCCUGGUGUAUACAAUGUUUUAGACAUCUUCCAGAAGCACGGUCUUAACGACGAGGCCUAUACCAAGUUCAAGCAGAUGAACGAAGACAAAUUCACUUUGGUCAUCUUCAACACUCUGCUGAAACCCAAAUCCGCUGGUAGGAUCCUCUUGGCAAGCAAGAACCCGCUUGAAGCCCCAUUGUUCUUCGCUGACUACUACAAGGACCCCGAAGACAUGGCGACUGUAAUCAGGGCCAUGAAGCAACAUUCUCUGAGGCUUGGAGACACCAAGGCGCUGAAGGAGGCUGGAUUCAAACUGGACUGGCUCGACAUUGACGCUUGCAAGAAGUUCGACAAGAGCAGCGACGAAUACUUGGACUGCAUUUCAAGGGAGCUGACUUUCUCUCUGUACCACCCGACCAGUACCGCUAAGAUGGGUCCUGAUGGUGACGAGACCGCGGUCGUCGACCCCGAGCUCAGGGUACGCAAGGUCCAGGGUCUGCGUGUCAUUGACGCCAGUAUCAUGCCUUCAGUAGUGAGAGGCAACACCAACGCUCCUUCAAUCAUGAUUGGAGAGAAGGGAGCCGACAUGAUCAAGAAACAAUGGUUGAGCAACCACAAACUACACACCGAACUGUAAAUUAUGUAAAUAAAUAAUGAUUAUAAUUAAUGCUAUUUA